GCCGCCCCAGCGCGCAUGCGCGGAGCCCCGCGCGGCGCAGGCGCGUCCCGGCCGCGGCGGGCGCUGAGGCUCGGUCGGUGCCGCCGCCCCGCCCGGGUGUCCCCGGCGGGCACCGCCCGGCGCCCCGCGAUGUCGAGCGGCUGCGCCGCGGCGGCGGAGCAGGAGGAGGCGGAGGAGGGAGGCCGGGAGCCGCGCUGCGUGUCGGCGCGGUGCUCCUGGCCCUGCGCGCCGCCGGGCGGCCUGGCCCGGGCGCUGUGCCUGCGGCGGGGUGCAGGGGACGGCGAGCCCGGCAGCGAGGCCGUGCUGGUGGAGCGGCGGGCGGGCGGCGAGGAGCCCUGCGAGCUGCGGCUGCAGUGCCGGCCCGGCUCCGAGAUGGUGUCGGUGGGGAUCGUGAGCCAGGCCCGGAACAUGGAGGUGUACGUGGGCGAGGAGUACUGCGGCACCGGCCGGGGGCAGAGCCGCGGCACCCGCCCGGCCCCGGGUGAAACUGAAGAGGUUACUUUAUACCACAAGCACCUUAAGUUUGAAUGCCCUGCAGCAUCCUGUAGAAUUAAGCUGCUCUCCUUUGGUGAGAAACACAGAGUACUCAUCAGUAGAAUAAUUCUAGAAGUGAAAGCAGUGUCUGCAAAACUAGCAACUGAUUUUCCUUCACUAGGCUCAAGCAUAGAUCUAGACAGAGUGCAAACUAUAAUGGAGUCCAUGGGGUCUAAGCUGUCUCCAGGUGCUCAGCAGCUCAUGGACAUGGUGCGGUGCCAGCAGAAGAACAGUUUCCCUCUUGGAGACAAACUCAGUUGGAUCUUGGGGAGAAGUCCUGACUUUGGAGGUGACAGCGUGGUGGAUGGACUGCACAGUGCAGCUCUUCAGGCAACACUGAGCCCCUCAGCCAGUGAACCUCUGCCUGUGAAAAAUCAUGUAACAACUGAAGCAGUGUAUAAAGCCCUAAAAACAACUCGGGAUCUGAACUCAGAGGUACCUGAAAGAGGGAAUACUUUGGAUUCUGAAAGACUUCCUACCCAGCAAAUUGCAGCUGACCUCAGGAAUGAUUUGAAAGUCGUGGGAUCUUUGCAAGCACAGCAGCAAGCAGGUGAAACUCCAAACGUGGCCAACCCACAGGUGCUUCUUCCUUUUCUUCAAAACUUGUGCACUCAGGUGAAUCACCUGCGGCUCAAGGAUGGAGAGAGGCACCUCGGGAGGAGUGCAGGGGCUAAAGAGGAAGGUGUUCAGAGUGCUGGAGUGGAACAACAGCCUAUUUGCUCCUACUUGGAAAAGAUUAUUUCAAAAAACCUGGAUCUGAUGGAGAAGAAACUAAUGGACUACAUUGACUGCCAAAUCCAGGCUCUUCAGACACACAUAGACAAUAAAAUGUUUCUCUUGAUGGACUUGGUUCAGAACUCAAAACCAAACAAAAUUUCCCAAGCACACUAUGAUUCUAACGAGGGGUUUUCUAAUGGAGAGAGGUAGAGGGAUUCAAAGGUGGGGUUUCAAUAAGAAUAAUUACACUUUACAAAGCUUAGUAUUUAUGCAGUUAAAACUGUAAAGAACCUCAGCGUUGUUAACUUGCAUUUUGUUACUGUAAUUCUAUCCACUGUUGUACACACUUGUUAGUUUUAUGAAAGAUCUUAAGGACAUAUGUUUUUUCCUAAAUAUAAGAGUUUUGUAUGCCCUUUGUGGCUUAUUUAUUUAAGGAGCGUUGCUAGAAGCUGUAUGAACAGUUCCCCAGUUUCCAGUACUCUGAAUAAACUGAGUUACUGCUGAUCUUUUUACCUACAUGUAA
Messenger RNA from Prinia subflava (tawny-flanked prinia), 1774 nucleotides. It is a transcript of the gene C9H10orf88, whose product is annotated as chromosome 9 C10orf88 homolog. The record is from RefSeq and is a predicted model, not a curated record. The coding region runs from base 16 to 1461 and encodes 481 amino acids. The transcript has 6 exons. NCBI's taxonomy places the organism in Eukaryota, Metazoa, Chordata, Aves, Passeriformes, Cisticolidae.